GUGGCUGGUCGAUUGACACCAUAUGUUAAGUGUGUCGCUUGGCGGCUUUUUGGCAGCGUGAAUUUAUUUUUUGCAUCAGCAUUUUUGUUUAUGUUGCAAGAUAUUAGCGGUAACGAGCACAAAAAUGGAAAGCGCACUGGCGCAUGAUCUGGAAAAUAGUGAGCAACGUACAAGUGAUGUGGCCACGGGUUCACUUUCUUUCGAGCAACUCGGUUUGAAUGGCAACCUUUCAAAAUGCCUGCAGACCCACAAAUUUUUGACACCAACUAAGAUUCAGGCAGCGGCAAUUCCCAUGGCGAUUGCUGGAAUGGAUCUGUUGGUGCAGUCAAAAAGUGGAACGGGAAAAACUUUGAUUUAUGUGCUAGCCGCAUUGCAGAAGAUGAAUAAGUCAGUGGCUAGUCCGCAGGCUUUGAUAAUUGUGCCAACUAGGGAACUGGCCAUACAGGUGGAGGACACUGUUAACGGCUUGGCGAACAAAUUGCGCAACAAAAACAAUUAUUUGUGUAUUAGUUUCAUUGGUGGCACAGAUGUGAAGCGAGAUCGCAUGCGCAUGGCUCGAGGGCGCAUUAUAGUGGGCACACCAGGUCGUCUGCUUCAUCUCAUUCAGAACAACGUAUUCAAUACGUCGGCAAUUAAGCUUCUCGUGCUGGAUGAGGCAGAUCAAUUGUAUUGCACUGAUUCAUUGCAGAAGGAUGUGCAAGCGCUCGUUGCAUCGCUUCAGCCCGGGAGUCAAAUAAUCGCCUGUAGUGCUACAUAUCCGAAUGUGCUAGACGAACGUCUUGCCAAGUUGAUGCACAAACCAGUGCUGGUCUCUAACAGCCAGCGGGCCACCGUACUGCUGGGGGUUCGGCAGUUUGCCUACGAAUUGUCAGCACAAGUGAAUAAUAUGCAGGAUAUGAUGGCUAAGCUGAAAGCGGUGCAGCAGAUAUUUACCCAAGUGACCUAUGAGCAGGCUAUACUUUUCGCUAGCUCCCAGAGUCGUGCCGAUUCCUUUCGCAACUAUUUGCAACGGGAUGGCGUUGAAUGUGAUCUUAUGUCUGGAGCUAUGAAACAGAGCGAUCGGCUGCAGACAUUCCAGGCCUAUCGCAACUUCAAAAUGCGCACAAUAGUGGCCACUGAUUUGAUGGCACGAGGUGUUGAUUCAUCGCAUGCGAAUUUGGUUAUUAACUUGGAUCCACCCAACGAUUUGGUGACUUAUUUGCAUCGCAUUGGACGUGCUGGGCGGUUUGGCUCCAAGGGCAUUGCCAUAACAUUUAUUUCCUCUCCACAACAGAGCCAAUCCUUUAAGCAGAUUAUUGCAGACGCUGGCACUGGAAUGUCGGUGCUGCGAUUUCCGGCAGAUAGCCAAGUAGGCUUCAAUUUUUGGGAUUUUGACUCAUACGAUUUUCCCUAUUAUGUCAAAUCGGAGGCAUAUGAGCAAGAGGAAACAGAGCUAAAGCGAAUCAAACAGCGCUGGAAGAGUCCUGCUGAUGAAGAGAACGUACCUAGUACAGUCGUAACUGUUGAUAAGCAUUUUGAAAAUGGUGAAGAUGCACCUCAAAAACCAACGGUCCAUUCUGAACCGGCAGAAAACCCAAAUAUAUCAAAUGAUGUGAUUAAUACUCCGGAUAAAGAUCCAUAUGCUGCAACACCAACACUAAGUAGCAAUGAUUUACAAGGUGCCAAACCUCAGAUUAAAAACGACUUAAAUAAAGCUGUAGCAGUUCAGGUGCAUCCAGAAAAUGAGCAAAAUGUGCAAGCUAUUGAGGCAACAAUUACUGCAAGCAAUAAAGAAAAUGUCUCAGAUAACAUAAUACAAACUCGAGUGAUAGACGAAGCCAACAUCCCGCUUAAAGCAACUGGAGAAGAUCUAUUGAAACCUACAACACCUCAGGAGUUGACCAUAGAGCUCGUAGAGCUGACUCCUUCAGCAGAAAUGCCUGGUGCAGCACCAAACUCGAUUAACACUAAAACCUAUUGUCUAGUUGCACCUACAGAAGGUAGUUCAACUACCCUCCACCCACAAGGCGUAUCGAACACUGUCGAUGAUGCCAGCAGCAUCGUUUCCGAUAGCAUAGAGAACGAUUAUGAUAGCGAUGCUUCCUACACCAGUUGCUAUUCAGUAGGCGACAUGCAAAUCAUCUGGCAACGUGCAUUGUCACAGCGAAAAUUGCAAAAGCGACGACAACGCAAUGCCCGGCGCCGCAUAUAUCUAUAUCAUAAACGGCGCACCGUGCGGAAGUUCAAAUAUUGGAACAAUGAACGUGGAAAUGAAGAAGAACACGCAGAGGCAUGGCUAGAUGAAUCGCAUGAAAUAAUUGUGUUGCGCCAGCUACACGAACUUGUUUGUCAACGACCUCGGAAAUUUCAAGUGGAUAAACUGCUGACUGUGAUCUCAAAGGAACGAAAACUUUUUCAACUCGUGGAAAAGUUUGAUAACCCUCAAGAAGUUAAAAGACACCUAAUGGCUCUUAUAAAUAGAAAGAAUUGGGAUUCUCGAUUGUCUGGCAAAUGGAUAGAGCUGAUAUAUGAUUCAUUUUCGCACUUUUACUAUGUAGAUCAUAGCAAGUCAACGGAAUUUAAGAAAGCCAUAUUUCCGUAUGCCCCCAAUUUGGACAACUACAAUAGGCUAAUAAAUAUUAUAAAAGGGACUUCUUGUCCACAACAGCCAUUAGGCAAUCUAGAGGCGACUUGCCCACAACAGCCAUUGAAUAAUCUAGAAGGUGCUUAUUGUCCACAACAGCCAUUGAGCAAGCUAACCGUGCACGUGAAUCAACAAGUAAAUAUACCGCCUGAUAAUGGGGCAAUUGAACAUGCUGAGGAGGCGUACUCUGAGAAUUCAGAUUCAGAGGCAUCCAAUGUGCCAUUAGAUGAAAUGGCACACGAUAGCGAUGCCAACAGUGAGAAUGAAAGUGUGGAUGCUGAGAGCAUGGAGCCGAAUUCAUCGAGCGGAUUUGUGGAAUCAACGGAGAGUGCAUCCUCAGGUAUCGAGUCGUCUCAGUAUGAAACUAAUUCAUCGGUUACUUUAGAUCAGAGCGCGUAUGAUGGAGAAGAAGAGGAAUAUGAAGACGAGGAGGAAUAUGAAGACGAGGAGGAAUACGAAGAGGAAAUUGUAGAGGAGGAACAAACUAUUGAUGAAGAGAUUCGCAACGAGACAGACGACUUGCAUAGCAAUGCUAGUCAAUCGGAUACUCUGAGUACUCUCACCGCGGACGGCGAAAAUGAUACAGAUGAAUUAGAUGCUGAAACUGGUAGUGAGCAACAGGAUGUAGACAGCGAUAAUAAUUCAGUCGAUGAGCUUGAAGUAGCUCAGGCUCGCUGGCAAUAUUUGUUCCAGAUGCAAUAUUUAUUUAUUGCUAACUAUGUUUACAACUAUAUGUCGCUAUAUAGAAGCCAGAAUUAAAUACGUUUAUUAUCAUUAUUCAAGCGCUAUGAAAGUGCGAUUCCUAGUCUCGAAAGUCUGACAACUACAGAAACUCAGGCAUUUUUUAUUUUCUUCUUGAAGUGAAAUGGGAAAGUAUUCGGAAAUCUGCUGAAUCAGCUGUUUGCAACUUAGUUAUUUAAGUAAGUGAGCAUUUCUU
Drosophila navojoa is the source of this 3560-nucleotide messenger RNA. RefSeq names its product Gemin 3 (gene Gem3). The record is from RefSeq and is a predicted model, not a curated record. Gene Ontology annotation, molecular function: nucleic acid binding; ATP binding; RNA helicase activity. Gene Ontology annotation, cellular component: cytosol. Lineage: Eukaryota; Metazoa; Arthropoda; Insecta; Diptera; Drosophilidae.